Phoenix dactylifera (date palm) is the source of this 1569-nucleotide messenger RNA. RefSeq lists its product as uncharacterized. NCBI's taxonomy places the organism in Eukaryota, Viridiplantae, Streptophyta, Magnoliopsida, Arecales, Arecaceae. The record is from RefSeq and is a predicted model, not a curated record.
UUCCCCCUUCUCCGUGGAUUCGAACGGUUUCAGAGGAGCGAAUCGGAUUUUCCGGCGACGAAAUCGGAGUCUCAUUUCUCCGUCGGAAUCUGGCCUUUGUAUCGGCUUUUGGCGCGUAUCGGCCCGCCGGAGGUCCGGCUCUCUCCGAUCCCCCGACCCCGUUCGUUUCUGACCACACCCGUCCCCAUGCCUCCGAUUUCUUGACAGCCAAAGAGAACGAUCACCGAUCGGUCGUUGUUCUUCUUGAUUCCCGUUUCGAUCAAACCAAACGGCGACGGUUAGCAUCUCGGACGAUGACGUCGAGACAUCGCCGGAUUUGAGCCGCCAGGAUCGGAUCGGAUCGGACGGCAGGAAGGAUGGCGAGGAAGAAGGCCCACCGCUCUCCGCCCCCGGCUCAACCGGAGACCGGGUGCCGGGUGGGGAUCGCUGCCGUCCCCGCGGCGGUAACGCCGGCCCUCCGGCAGCCGGUGAUCCUCAAGGAGCCGGCGAAGCCAUCGGCAAGGCUGGCAGAGGUCGCCGGCGGGACGGCGGCGGGGUGCGCGGCGGUGUGCUGCUGCUGCCCCUGCGGGCUGUUGAACCUCCUGGUGUUCACGGUGGUGCGGCUGCCGGCGGGGCUCUGCCAGAGGGCGCUGAAGGCGAGGGCGAAGCGGCGGGCCGUGAUCAAGAGGCGUAAGGCAGGGAAGCUCGGCCUGAAUUCUGCCGGAGGGGAGGCGGAGGAGGAGGAGGGGUUGGGGCUCCACGGGGCAGUGGUGGCGGUGGCGGUGGCGGGGGAGGCGUGGCCGGCGAAGCCGCCUUCGGAGGAGGUGACGGAGAUGGAGAAGGAGAUGUGGGCCAAGUUCUACAGCGCGGGCUUUUGGCGGAGCCCGUCCCAAAGAGAAGAGGAGGAGGAACGGCAAGACCGUUACGGUAACGGCAUCGGUGACGGUCUCUCUCCGUCUCUGAUUCUCCACAGUAAAAGUUAAAAGGCGGUGUCUUUCUUUUGCUUGCUCCCUCUUUUCUCUUGUUUUUAGCUUCCUGGAGCUUGGAUUUUUACUGUUCGGCUCGUGACUGCUGCAUUUCGGAGAGAAACGGUUCGACUUCGUGGAGGUGAUGAUGGUGAUGGCAGUCGGCUCUGGCUGUGCAGAUCAAGCUGGAGACUUCUUACAAAUUUCUUCCAAGAAAAAGUUGGAAAACGCCAUCCAGUGACAGGCUUGAUUCGCAGCCGGCCGAGAAGUCUCCAGAAAUCAGGAAUAAAAAGAGAUUGGUUCUGGCUAGGAGUGGGGUUGAGGGUCUACAUCAGUUGUGAUCACCAGUUCGUUUCCUGAAUUUAUUUGGGCAGGACUUUUCCUGAAGGGUUUAGAAAAACCACAUCCAUGUGUUUGUGUAAAAAAGUUUGUUUUGUGAUGAAAUCAUGGUUGGUAUAAAUCAUUUCAUCUGUCUGUGUCAGCUGAAGCCCUUUCAUAUGUCAGGGAACCCUUGUGAAACAGUUUGCUAGUGUUGAAAUCUUAAAGAAUAGAGAGAGAGACUAAGCUAUAUUCAAGUGGAUCUCUAUUUAAAUUCAAUCAAAUUUAGAUUAAAUGAUAAAAGUUC